GAUGCUUUGAGCUGGGAGUCAGGCUAUAUGUUCAUCUGUUUCAAGGGAGGAACGGAGGAGGCUGUUUGACUUUAUGUACGGCGUUAUUUUGAUUGGGCAUGUACAACUAUGUUUUUGCUGGGUAUGUAUAUUGUUAGCGGACUUCCAAGUAUCGCUGGGUGUGUUGGUCUCAGGAAAACAGAGCUGGUAAAAGAUGUGGCCCCCUUCUACUCAACCGGCGCAGAUAGGCGAAUUAAACCAGGAAAGGCUGGGCAGCUCAGGUUUAGAUACUCUUUAAGGUUUGACAUCUCGUCUUUUUUCUCGUUGGGUUCAAAUAUAAUGGUAGCCUGAUUAUGCGUCAAUCCUGCCUGUUGGUCCCAGCCCAUCUGGGAUUCUGUGUGGCUUUCGAUGUUGUGGUUUACAUGGGAAUGUAGAAGCGUUCAUACUGGUGAU
This is a messenger RNA of Neurospora tetraspora, 432 nucleotides long. RefSeq lists its product as uncharacterized. NCBI's taxonomy places the organism in Eukaryota, Fungi, Ascomycota, Sordariomycetes, Sordariales, Sordariaceae. The record is from RefSeq and is a predicted model, not a curated record. The transcript has a single exon. Bases 109 to 330 code for a protein of 73 amino acids.